UCCGCGUUCCGGUAAUGGCGGCCCCCAUAGGACGGGUGCCUUUGCUGCUUCAAUGCCGGUGGUUGCUCGUUUCCCGCCGGGCAGUUGCAAAGCGAAUAAGGGAGGCCCGUUGCAGCUCCACAGAAGCUGCUGCAGCUGCGUUAAAGGAGCAGCAGGCCUCGAGCAGCGAGGAGGUGCCGGCUCCCAAGACGGACACCCGAAAGAAGACAUUCAGUGAGGUGCUGGCAGAAAGACUAGAACAAGCUCAAAGGACAGUGUUAAUUGACUGCCCGUCCAAAAUCAAUGAGAAGAAAUUUCUUAAAUACAUGUCAUCUCAUGGAAACAUUAAGAAUCACUUCUUUUAUGAAAGUUAUGGAACGUAUGCUGUGGUAGAAUUUUCCGAGAAAGACAGCAUAGCAUCGCUGCAGGGUGUUACUGGCAACCCACAAUUUAAGGAUGAAUGUCCCGUACCAUUUGUGUCUAGGAUUUUUACUUUAACGUUGAAAAACCCACCCAGCCAAGCUUCUAAUCAGACACCAGUUCAUUGUCACAGACUGUCCACUGUUCCCUUGGGAGAACUGAUCAGGAAAUUAUGUGAUGCUAAUAGUGUGAGUGAUCAGUUGCACAUGCUCACAGAGGAAUAUCAGCUGACUGAAGAAAACACUAAACUCCGGUUUCUGACUUGUUCUUUAAUUCAAGACAUUGCGGGUGCCUAUUUUCCAAACUGCACCAUGAAACCCUUUGGCUCUUCCGUGAACACUUUUGGUAAACUAGGAUGUGAUUUAGACAUGUUUUUGGACCUCGAUGAAAUUGGAAAAAGCACCACCAGAAGGAAAACAGGCCCCUUUAACCUUGAGUAUAAAAUGAAGAGAGUGCCUUCUGAACGGAUUGCAACACAGAGAAUUCUUUAUGUGAUCGGGGAGUUCAUUGAUAACUUUGGCCCUGGGUGUGUUGGUGUGCAGAAGAUACUUAAUGCUCGCUGUCCAUUGGUGAGAUUUUCCCAUCAGCCUUCGGGAUUUCAGUGUGAUUUGACAGCUAACAACAGAAUUGCCAUGAGAAGUUCUGAACUCCUUUAUAUCUACGGCAGCCUUGACCCACGUGUUAGAGCUCUUGUGUUCAGUGUACGGUGCUGGGCGCGGGCCCAUGGAAUCACAAGUAGCAUUCCCGGUUCAUGGAUUACAAAUUUCUCUCUAACAAUGAUGGUUUUGUUUUUUCUGCAAAAGAAAACUCCCCCCAUCAUUCCAGCCUUGGAUCACCUGAAGGAGUUAGCUGAUGUACAAGAUAAGCAGGUAAUUGAAGGUCACGACUGCACAUUUGUUAGCGACUUGAACAAAAUUCAGCCCACAGGAAACACGCAGAGUUUGGAUGUGCUGCUGGGUGACUUCUUUGAAUACUUUGGGAAUUUUGCUUUCAAUAAGUAUUCACUAAAUAUUCGGAAGGGAAAGGAGCAAGGCAAGCCAGAAACAUCUCCUCUCCAUAUACAGAAUCCCUUUGAGCAGAGCCUUAACAUCAGUAAGAAUGUCAACGCAAUGCAACUCGAACGGUUUGUCAGUUUGGCCCGAGAGAGCGCCUGGAUUUUGCAGCAGGAUAAGGGUCCCUCUUCAACCAGCGGCCAGCCCUGGGGAAUGGCAGCCCUUCUUCCCGCUUUGACUGCAAACAAUGCCAGCAAAGGUGCACGGAAGAAGAGGAGAACCGCUAGUGAAAGAAUCAAAGGUCUACUGGACUCCUUGAAGAUAAAUAACCCCAGCAAUGGGGGAAAGCCCUUCAGUACUUGGGUGCGAUAGCUGUUGCAGCAUCCUCAGGACUCAUUAAAGCAGUUGGUUGUCUCA
This is a messenger RNA of Eublepharis macularius, 1808 nucleotides long. RefSeq names its product mitochondrial poly(A) polymerase (gene MTPAP). Gene Ontology annotation, molecular function: poly(A) RNA polymerase activity. Lineage: Eukaryota; Metazoa; Chordata; Lepidosauria; Squamata; Eublepharidae. The transcript is spliced from 9 exons. Gene Ontology annotation, cellular component: mitochondrion. The record is from RefSeq and is a predicted model, not a curated record. Bases 15 to 1763 code for a protein of 582 amino acids.